Siniperca chuatsi (mandarin fish) is the source of this 2125-nucleotide messenger RNA. It is a transcript of the gene rmp64, whose product is annotated as nucleolus and neural progenitor protein. The record is from RefSeq and is a predicted model, not a curated record. The transcript is spliced from 9 exons. Gene Ontology annotation, biological process: positive regulation of Notch signaling pathway. Lineage: Eukaryota; Metazoa; Chordata; Actinopteri; Centrarchiformes; Sinipercidae. The coding region runs from base 69 to 1529 and encodes 486 amino acids. Gene Ontology annotation, cellular component: nucleus.
UUAUAUUUACUCGAACGCAAUUGGCUGUCUGACUUCCGCAUUUUUUGUUUUUUUUUGGGCAGGAAAGCAUGGCUGGAGAACCGUGGAAUAGAGUAAAUAUUCCCUUUCCCGGUGCCGUUUCUAGUGUCCGUAUACAUUUCGGGUCAACUACAGAUGCAAACGUCAAAGCCCUGUUGGUGGAAAACGAGAAGGUGCUUAAGCUAAUUCGGAGUGAGAUUCUUCAAACGGAGAUACGAGUUCUCUACGAGCUGCUGUACAUCCUAAAUAACAGCUCCAGAGGCAUCAAGACGUUCAAAGGCUUGAAGCAGGUUGAACAAUGCAUACACAGGCUGAAGAGCAUGAAGCUUGAUGUUGCUCUUCAGGAGCUGACAGAUCUGUGUCCCAAUAGAAUUCAAAGAGAACUGAGCAUCAAGGCUGGUGAGUGUGAUGUUCCCAGUGAACCCAUGCUGGAGUGGCUCUGUCUCAAAGUGCUGGGAGCUGCCCAGCUGAUGAGCUGCACAUUGAAUCGCUGCAGCAGAGCUUUCACACUCUCAAAGCAGCAGAUGAAAUGGGAGGAGUUUGUUAUCUUGAAUGUGGUGAUAACCAGCAUGCUCAGUCGUCUCUGGGUGAUUUUCCGUGGUAUCCUGGUCAGUCUGUCGACUCUAUAUCAGCAGCUCCUGGAGCUCCUCAGAGAAGUAGCAAAUGCCCAGCCCAUGCCCUUCCUCACAGACUUCUCCCUGCCAGCAGAUAUGGCUCAGUUCCUGGGUCCCUCUGAUGCAUUUUUACUGACCAAACAGCCAGCACAUGAUCCCCAUGCCAAAGACCACACAGAGAAGGAGCAGCAGGAACAGAGGAGGAAGAAAUCUUCUGUUAAAGUCAAGAACCAGGGGCAGGCGAGGAAGGUUAAAGAAGACCUGGGUGUUGCUGUUGAAAGAGGUAUAGUUCUUGACACUGACAUGAAGCCUUUCCUCGAGGUUUUCAGGAACUUUACAGAGGGCAAAUCCUUCCCACAGGAAACGCACAAGGCUGACAAGAAACACAAGUUCAGGAAACAAGUGAGAGAGGCUACUACUUUCACUGACAUGGCAACCCAUCUAGAAGAAAUGAUCCUAUGGUGCAAAGCCCAGAAGAUGGAAAAGGAAAAACGGCUCUUAACCUUCCUGCAUUUAAAGUGCCAAAGGAUGAAAUGCCUAGAGGCAGCAGGUUACAACUUCCAGAGGAAGUUGCGGACCUUCAGACAGGAAGCUUGCUGGGCUUCAUCUCCUCAAGGGUCGGUGCCAGGAACCUGUCGUUCUUCUGCUGCAACGAGGAGACAUGAUCGCCGGAGAACUCGUUUUCAGUCACUCAGGAGUCAGUUCAAGUCCUCGGCAAUAAGAACUGGUGUAAAAAAAAAACAUCUAAAGAGACAAAGGAAGAGGACUGAGUUAUCAGUGUCUGGACUGUCAGUGAAUGACCGAAGAAACAGGACUACAUACCAGGCGACAUCUCAGACCACCGACUGUAACAUCCAUGAUGACAUAGAUGAUAUAUUUGCUUCUGUAGGUUUGUGACACUCUGGAAUUAGACACACCCAAGGAAACAAAUUACUGUAUGCAGCUGAGCUCAUUAUAUGACACAAAGCUGGAUGGAAUUUAAUGUGUAAUGAAAACUGGUGAUUGGGCAUCGUAUGAAUGUUUUACAGGUAGUAAAGAGCAGCAGCUGAUUGCACAGUAUACUGCUAUACUAUCUGACACUGAGCCUAAGCUAAGCCUAAGCCUUGUUUUACUGACCUCUUCAGGUUUACAGUUUAGAGUUUGUUACAUAAGGCAUCACAACAGGGAUGUCAGGAUGCAUUAACUUAAGAACUACAAACCCUAGAGGCCAGCUGGUGUGAAGUUACUUUUAAAGCAUAAAGUAACUUUUAAAGGUGAUGAUUUUUAAUGUUUUUUAAGUUAGUGAUUGCUUAAUGAUGAAAUUUGAUGAACUUGGAUUGUUCCUGCACACUGAAGCCAUAGUUGUAUGGCACUAAACACCAAAUGAGGCUUUAGCCCCUUUCAGACCUUCACUCCUCUGCUGGCUACAGCACACACAGUGAAGACAACACUGCUGUAUAAUAACAUACCAUUUCUUAUGCACAGUGAAAUAAAAUCAGUUUAAUGGACCAUGA